Torulaspora delbrueckii is the source of this 645-nucleotide messenger RNA. RefSeq names its product Mrp8p (gene MRP8). The coding region runs from base 1 to 645 and encodes 214 amino acids. Lineage: Eukaryota; Fungi; Ascomycota; Saccharomycetes; Saccharomycetales; Saccharomycetaceae. The record is from RefSeq and is a predicted model, not a curated record. The transcript has a single exon.
AUGUCUAACGAAUUGGAUCUUCUAAAACAGCAAGUUGCAGAAUUGCAAGAGUUGGUUAAACGCCAAAGUCUGAUCAUUUCGAAGACUGGUCAAAAUGUUCUGGAGUUGCAAGUUUCGAAGCAAAGAUCUGACGUUAAUUCGUUUGGUAAACCAGCUGCGACCAAGUCGAGCGUCGCUCAAUUGGAAUCCGCUGAUUAUGCUACAAAUGAAGAUUUAGUGCAAUUGGUUGGGGAACUACAAGGACAGUUGGAGACUAUUGAAGAGAGAUCUAUAAGGAGAUUGGUAAACUAUAGUAAGACUGAUGCCAAGGAUCUUCUGUCUCCAUUGCCAAAUGCGGAUGCUGAGAUUCCAGUUGUUGGAGAUGGUUUAUUCCCUCGUUCCUUGGGCGACUUUGAGAAUCUCUCCAAUGUGGCAUUGUUUAGACUAGCAAAGUUCUACGAAUUGAUGCCUCCUAGCUUGAAGGAGCAAGAACACUUUGAGAACUUUUUGGAGGGCAAAGUCGAAGAAUUUCACAUUAGCGAAUUGAAGGAUGAAGAAGUUAAGAAAGAGUUGGAAAAAUACUCUUCAGACCAAUUAGAAGAUAUUUUUAAUGAUGUUGCUCGUUACUUGGGUCUCAAAGUUAGAAGAGGUACUUCAAAAUGGUAA